Pyrus x bretschneideri (Chinese white pear) is the source of this 2660-nucleotide messenger RNA. RefSeq lists its product as uncharacterized. Gene Ontology annotation, molecular function: catalytic activity; DNA binding. NCBI's taxonomy places the organism in Eukaryota, Viridiplantae, Streptophyta, Magnoliopsida, Rosales, Rosaceae. The record is from RefSeq and is a predicted model, not a curated record. The transcript has 3 exons. Gene Ontology annotation, cellular component: nucleus. Gene Ontology annotation, biological process: DNA repair. The coding region runs from base 1 to 2472 and encodes 823 amino acids.
AUGGAGGAAGGCGAGAGACCAUUGUGCCCACUGCGGCAGCAGGAAUCGAUUAAGAAGAAGAAAAACCAGCCUCAGCCUAAGCCUCCGCCUCCGCCUCCGCCUCCACCAGUAAUUGAGACGCCGUCGUUGAUUGGAGAAGAUUGCGGAGGUAAGCGCAGAAAGAAGAAGAAAAAAGAGGAGGGUUUUGCCAAUUUCGCCAGUUUACCUGUCGUCGUUCCUGAAGAAGAUAAUAAGAGUAAGAAUAGCGAUGGGAAGAAGGAGAAGAGUAAGAAUAAGAGAAAGAACAAUGGCAAUUCAGUUGCCGAUGACGCCGACCGCAAGAGAAGAAGAAAAGCCCCCAUACUCGUCGGCGACCGGGUGGUUUCUCCGUAUUUUCAGAAUCUUCAUGGAGCAAGAGGCGGCGGAGAAAAAGGUAAGACGUUUAGCAGCAAUAUUGUAAAUAUACAAAUAUGUGAAAAUGACCUAAAAUUCAAGAAACACAAACACAAGAAGAAAAAGGAACCAGUUAGUUGUAAUGAGGCCGAGGACAAUCCCAAUGCCAAUUCCAAGCCCACCAACAAAAGAAGAAGAAAACUCUCUGAAUCCGAUGGUGGCCAUCGGGUGGUUUCUCCGUAUUUCCAGAAUUUAGGAGGAGAAAAGGGUAGCAUCUUGCCAGCAUCUGCCAUAAGUUCAGAGUUGGUUUUUAGUAAUGUGGUAGCUGAAACUGAAAGGUCAUCUUAUGGAAAUCAAACCAAGAACUCGGAACAGGGAAUUUGUAAUGUGGAUUCACUCGAUGUUAAUUCCAUUGUCAAUUCCGAUCAUAAAAGAAGAUGGAAAACGCCUGUAAGUGUUGGAGACCGAGUGGUUUCUCCGUAUUUUCUGCAUCAAGGAGGAGAUAUCAAAAAGGGUGAAAUGUUAGAAACCUCUCUUGACAAUUCGGGCAUUAAUGUAGUAGCUGAAAUUGAAAAGGUUUCUCAUAAACAUAAAACCAAGAAAAAGGAACAUGCAGGUUCCGAUGGUAUUGGUAUCAAGAACAAGAGGACAGGGGUAACACAACAUGAUAAUGAUAAAAGUAGUGACAGCUAUGCUCCCAAGCUCGAGGAGAUUACACCAAAAGCCAUUCACAAAGAUGAAAAAAUAGAAUCUGCAGGUGUAGUAACUGAUGACGUCACUGAAGCAGAGAUAUUCGGUGAUAAUUGCAUUGAAAAGAAGAUUAAGAAGAAGGAGAAGAAGACGGAAAACCAUGAAAGAAGCACUAUCAUGAAGGUGGGAAAGGAGAAAGAAAGGGAUGUUAAAGAGAAGUCGGGGAUCAAUCACCAAAUAAAGGCUAGUCAAAGUAAUAAUGUGAUUUUGAGCCUUGAGGAUGUGCUUGCACAGUUGGCAUACAAUGGUGGUGCUAGUAUGAACAACACACGGACUGACGAACAUGAAAAGAUGGUCAAAAAUGUGCAAACUUAUUCUCAGAUUAGUAGUGCAAAGAAACAGGUAGUGGAAGAAAAGGAGGAGAAAAAGCAGCAAAAUGAAAGUGAAACAAAACCUCCUUUCCCAUUGAAUAACAUUACCAAUUCUUCCAUUCUAGUUAGCGAGAAUGGGGGGAGCACAACUGAGGAGCAUGCCACUAUGCCAAGCACCUGCAGAACCUUCAGAGGUGAGCAAGUGAGUCCAAAUAGUGCAGAAAAUGGACAGGUUUCUCGCAAGAGAAGGAAGAAUAAUGAAAAGCACAAAAGAAUAGCACACAUUGAAGUUCGAAAGGUUUCCCCUUACUUUCAAAAAUCAAGAGUGGAAGAAGCGAUGGUUAACCGGGGUGAUGAAACAAAAGAUAAGCCACCUAAACGCUGUUCAAAAACUUGUUCCAAGUUUGUGAAGGUCUCUCCCUACUUUCAGAAAGAACACAAAGCAGAAGGUAAUGUGGUCGGACACUUGUUAGGGAGUAAAAAAAAGCGCAAUAGAUCUCCGGGAAUCAAGACUGCUCUUUCUGCUUCCCAGAAGAAAGACGAAGCAUACCUAAGACGAACUCCAGAUAACACAUGGGUUCCUCCUCGCUCUGAACAUGGUCUCAUCCAAGAGGAUCAUUAUCAUGAUCCUUGGAGAGUAUUGGUGAUAUGCAUGCUCCUUAAUCGCACAAGGGGAUUGCAGGCAAAAAGAGUUAUAUCUGAUCUCUUUACAUUGUGUCCUGAUGCAAAAGCUGCCACUGAGGUUGCCACAGAGGAUAUAGAAAAGACUAUAAAAACUCUUGGUUUACAUAAGAAGAGGGCGUUGAUGAUACAGCAUUUGUCUCAGGAGUAUUUGCAGGAAAGCUGGACCCAUGUUACUCAGUUGCAUGGUGUUGGCAAGUAUGCAGCUGACGCUUAUGCAAUAUUUUGCACUGGUAGGUGGGAGCGAGUAAAACCUACAGAUUACAUGCUAAAUUUCUACUGGGAAUUUCUGCGCAAAACCGUACCGAGGGACGGUGUAAGAGAGAGUUUGGUUGGAGAGCAGAUAGUUGCUAGUUGAAGACCUUAACGUGUAUAGAUCCUAUUUUGGGUUUGUCUUGUAGAUACUAAUUUUGUAAUUUUAUGAAUAUUUUGCAACUUAAAGAAGGAUUUUCAGCUUGAAUCUUAAGCUUAAUCCUCAAGGAUAAACAACAUUGUUUUAAGUGUUUUUUCACUUGGGUUUAUUGGAAUUAUUAGGCUUAAUCCUCA